AAAAAGCUUUCCGCUUUCUUUCAUUCCAUACUCUUCUAGAUCCUCCAUACGGACCACUAUCCCGCCGGUGAACUAAUACUUACUUCAAUUUACUAGAAGCUGUCUCCUUGGGCGUUCGGGGAGGCAGGUUAGCACCGAAGUAAUGGACAGUCAACAGAAAAAGUGUGAGCUUGGCCCAUGGAAUGUCAGCACCACACAGGGACCUAUUUUGAAGUCCAGUUGUCCAUUGCAGGAGAACUCCACGCACGAAGGUGACAAAUGUGCAGAAUGCUGCUUUGCCAAAUUGAACUACCCUUUGCCUGAGAUGGUGUUUGGGGAGAACUGCCUGAGGAUUGCGCACCAGGCGGGAUUUGCUUUGGAGUUCAGAGCUCUGGAUGCUCUGAAGCUGGUAGACGAUAAGAAAGAAUGGAUGCAUGUUCCAGUGGCUGAUCAGUGGCAGAAGGAACGCCAGGGUGUCACAGGCGUUGAUAAGUGUUCCAACCCAUACGACUGGACUUACAGCACACCAUACAGAGGAAGCCUAGUGGGUGACGUCACGGUCUCAACAACAGAAGAAAGAAUAAACUUGGACAAGCUUCGUGAACGGGAGAAAAUCCUCUUCUUCGAUGAGAUACUUCUGUUCGAAGAUGAGCUAGGUGACAAUGGCGGCGCGCAACUGGAGGUUAAAGUGCGCUGUAUGCCCAGCGGUUUCUUCGUACUGCAGCGCUUUUUCUUGCGAGUCGACGGCAGUAUUGUGCGUCUUCACGACACUCGAUUAUACCAUGGUGCGGGAACGGACUAUGCCAUCCGGGAAUACCUGGUGAAGGAAAAGAAAAUCAGUGAACUACCGGGACUGGAGGCGCAUGAACUCCGGGACCCCGAUUUCCUGUCAGGCAAAAUGAAGGAGGUCGAGCUGGUAUGUGAGCGCCUUCAAUUCCCAUCUGCAUCUUAGUGGGAGCGGCUACUUACGUCUGUGAUUCAUGGGAAGCAUCCUAUCUGUGGUAAAAACUUGAGAACGGGGUCACUGUGAGAUUUGUGUAAAUCAAGCGUUGGGUGCAUGGAAUAAGCAGUAGCCAGAUAUCCAGCCGUGUGUAUUCUCUGUGCCGGUGCUGAGUUUCAAGCAGGUCGGCUCUGCCUCUAGCCUGUUCCGAAUGGCUUGUCUAUGCUUGGACAGUACCUCACACCCAUGUAUUUGUAUGGCCCGGCACAGCAGUAAGGACUGGGCGACUGCUCCUGCCUGUACCAGCAAUAGUAAGACUACCCCUGUGGCUGCUACUCUGCCAGACGCAGCACCGACCAGCCAACGCUACAGUGCAUCGGCUUUCGAUGGCCUCCGUGCUUCAGGCACAGCAUUGUGCAGCCAUGCACAUUUACUUUUCCUAUAACAUCAAUUCACCAUCAUCAGCUCUAGACUUGUUCAGCAUUGCCUUACAUCACUGGUAAGGGACGGGGAGAGAGAGAGAGGGCAAUGGUGUUCUAAUGCUCUUCUUUUUAAAAUUACAAAAGUACGUUUCUGAAAUGAAAGUUGAUUGCUACAAAAGGUUUCAGAAAGUUCCAUCUUCGCUUCCCCCCCCCCCCCCCCCUUUAUUAGGGAUGAACCUUUGUUUAUAAUUCUGCUGAGCAUUCUUAGCAAUGUGUAUCCUGAUGAUACCCAUCACAGGCAAACGCAUCGCAGCAGGCAAGCCAGCUCAGUCAAGAAUAUGGAUGAUCUGCUUUGGCAACUUCUCGUGAGACAAUGCUGCCCAAUCUUGUAAAUGUACAUGGCAUAGUUUAGACUUGUUUUCUCUUUCAGAAAUUGAUCAGAUUAAUCAUUUGGAAAGAAUUGCUAGUACCGCUACAGAA
Messenger RNA from Sycon ciliatum, 1821 nucleotides. Its product is annotated as TIP41-like protein. The record is from RefSeq and is a predicted model, not a curated record. Bases 143 to 931 code for a protein of 262 amino acids. NCBI's taxonomy places the organism in Eukaryota, Metazoa, Porifera, Calcarea, Leucosolenida, Sycettidae. The transcript has a single exon. Gene Ontology annotation, biological process: TOR signaling. Gene Ontology annotation, cellular component: cytosol.